Aspergillus lentulus is the source of this 2967-nucleotide messenger RNA. RefSeq names its product basic helix-loop-helix domain-containing protein. Gene Ontology annotation, biological process: positive regulation of transcription by RNA polymerase II; SREBP signaling pathway. The record is from RefSeq and is a predicted model, not a curated record. NCBI's taxonomy places the organism in Eukaryota, Fungi, Ascomycota, Eurotiomycetes, Eurotiales, Aspergillaceae. Gene Ontology annotation, molecular function: protein dimerization activity.
AUGUCCACCCCCGGCAUUGGUGGGGAUUUCCAGUUGUUCUCGCCUCUCGAGUCUACGAGGAGAAUAUCUCAAGGAAAUUCCAUGUCAGUUGACCAAACAAGUACGGACGAUGCCAGUCAGGACUGGACGCAGUGGAUGAGAUGGGAUGACGAGCAAGCAUUUCCAGAAUCUGCAAAUGCUUCGCCUAGCUCCCCAUUUGACCUUGCUUUUAUAUCGCCAAGUGCCUCUUCCGGACAGGAGGCACCUGACGCCAUGCACAAAGAGUUCUCACCUGAUAUAUCUCUAGAUUUCAAAAGGCCUUCGCUUGGAUCUUUCCCGGGCGGAAAUCUGAAUAAUAAUGUAUCCCCUCAGCCAGAUCAUCUUGGUGCGGGGGCCUUGUCAGUCCACUCCAACUCUCCCCCCUCGUCGACGGGUGCCAGCCGCAAACGCAAGACUGGAAGCGAUGACGAUGGAUCUGCGAUGACAAGCAUGUUCAAAGCUAAACAGGCGCCAUCAAAGAAACGAGCGCAUAAUGUCAUCGAGAAGAGAUACAGAGCCAAUCUGAACGAGAAGAUUGCUGAGCUAAGAGACAGUGUGCCCAGUCUACGGGCCUCCUACAAGCAGGCAAACGGCAACUCCGGUGAUGAUGACGACGACGGUGUCACCUCAGCCAGCAAACUCAACAAAGCGUCUAUCCUUUCGAAAGCGACAGAGUACAUCCGCCAUCUCGAGAUUCGUAACAAGAGAUUGGAGGAAGAGAAUACCGCGUUGAAGAUUCGAUUACGUCAGUUGGAUAAGGCCGCUGAUCAAAUUGUUACCUCUGCCGCGUCGGUGUCAUCACCCAGCGACUGCACCGUAUCUACCGAGUCAGGGGCGAGCUCAUCCCCAAGUGUGUUCUCGCACGCGGAGGACGUUUCGAGUGAUCACUCCCCGACUUCUUCACACCCUCCCGAAGGAUUGAUCAAAGUUCCGGAUGCUUGGAAACGUAUGAGGGCUGCCGGUUCAAAUGAGAGCUCCUACUCGCAAUCGUACAUCCAAUAUAAGAAGACCGACAGUCACUCGUCUCAAUCUGGCGGAGGACAUAUGCGUUCGCACCUUCCCAAUAAGUACAUGUUGGGCGCCCUCGCCGGGCUCAUGGUACUCGAAGGCCUAGGCACAGAAAAGAAAACAGAAUCAACGGCAAAGGGGCUGCUGGCGGUACCUUUGAACCUGCUGAAUAGAGUUCAGCUGCCGUCACAGGUUUACUCAAGCGCAGCGUUUCAAUACUUCUGGUCGUCCUGGCACGCGCGCGCAAUUUCCCACUUUCUACUGCUUGCAAUCCUUGUCGUUGGUAGCGCUUUCAUUGUCUUCGUCUACCUGUUCAAUUCGGAUCCGAGGCGGCAAUACUCCGCCUCCAAAGUUGCUUCUGAUGUUACACUUUCGUCAUGCAACUUCAGACGACAAGCCUGGCUUACCAGCAUUCAACGAGUCGGUGUACCACGCCAUAGGUUCUUCCACGAAUGGUACGUUGUUACGUCUCGAUGUUUUGAAUACGUUUUGCGGUGUCUACUAGGAUGGAAACUGUAUUCUCUGGCCACUGGAGUCACCGAAGAAGAUGAGAAAGGGCGCGUGAAAACUUGGGACAUUGCAAUCGAUGCGCAAUUGGCCGGCGGCGAUGCAGAAAUCAGCAAAAGCCGUCUGGUCCUUACGAUAUUUGCAGCAGGAACACUCCCUCGAAGCCCGAUGAGGAUGAUGCUGAAAGCUCUCCACUGCCGCAUUCUGAUGUGGCGGGUCGGUGAGCCUGGUUCGUGGACAUUCAACGUAUCGAAUGAUGUUGCCCGCAGUCUGGCAAGGUAUCAAUGGGAUCUCGCGCGCAAGAUGAACGCCGCAUUACCCAAGAAUCAUCCGGAUGCGCUGCCGAGCCAUUUGGCCACCUUACUGAAGAUUGAUUGUGACGUUGUCAUGAUUGAUACCAUCAUCCAGAGAGCAGCAAAUCUGACUUGGAAUCGUCCAACACAAGAAGGAACCGACGAUGAUGAAGCGCUGCUGGAUGUCGUCGAGGAGGACCCCGCGAUUCAAUCCUCACUAGAUGCUCUUGCUGCGUGGUGGUCAAGUCACUUGCUUCAAAGGGCGCUUCUCAGGUACUUCGAAGCGAGCUCCGGUGGGCCCGACGCGAAGAAGAGCCGCGAUGUUUUCAAAUCCAAGAUCAAGCUCGCUCUUGAUGUAGCGCCCCAGCCAUCUGCAGCCCAUACGCGCGCUCUGGUCAUGAAGGCCGUCUUUUUUGAACGGGACCGCGUGGCCAACAUCGGAAGCGUUCUUGCCGCACUCCCGAAGGACAAAGGCAAAAACAAACAAAACCAAGCGUCUAAUUUCCUCGACUCUUCUUUACCUAUAUCCGUGCGCGAGGAGAUCUCAACAGCUGUUCGAUGCGCGAUGAUCGCAGCGAUCUUCAAGGCUCGAGCAACUGGCGAUACCUCCCUACCAGAAGCGUUCACUGUACAAAAGGCGAUCCAUUGGUUUAAUCGCUUGCCGCUUGAUCCUGUCGAGCUUACUCUCCUGGAAUUUGCUGCGGUAUAUCAUCUUCUUCAUAUCUUGGCGUCUGAGACCGACUACCUGGCUUCGUCAGAUACGUCGGCGCCACCGUCCCCAGUGUCCGAGGCAUCGGGCAUCUUAUCAUCAUCUGAAGAUGAGGAAGACGGCGCUUCGCGGCGCGACAAUAAUAUCAUCCCUCAUCCGAUUCCUAAUCUGGGUCGUGUUGCAUCAGAGCUUAUUUACUGGGCUCGCAACGCUUAUAACCCGGCCUUUUACGGCUUCACAUCAAACCUUGUCAAAGUGAUUGAAACCGAAUGCACGUCAUUGUGUCAGACAGCUGGUGUGCAUGUGGCCGAUUAUUCCUGUGUCCAGGAGGAAAAAUCUAAAGCCAAGCAGGCCAUUGACGCCAAGAGACGUUUCGCUGGUGUCAGUGAGGAAGCCUCCGAAAAUCCAGUCCUCUCCGAUAAGUCGGAGUGA